GCAGUACUUUUGGUCCUGAACAAAGUCCACUCGAUUUAAGUAAAGCGAGAUCGAAAGAAAAACAGUCAGCAAAAUGCCCCCCAAACGGUGGAUUGACAAGAACAAGGCUCAGACGUACCAACUUCUUUACCGCCCACAAGAUGACCCAGAACUAUACAACGAGACGGCAGGCGACCGGACACUGUAUCCUAUCUCUGGGCCGGCCACAACCUCUCGGCAACCCGCACAGGAUAGGGGACUACACCUGAAAGACCUGGAAGAUGACCUCGAACCUGAGCUGGUGCGGGCGAACGAGGGCGAAGCGGCAGAAUAUGGAGUCUACUACGACGAUACAAGUUAUGAUUACAUGCAACAUCUGCGGAAUAUUGGCGAAGGAGGUGGAGAGUCGCAUUUCGUCGAGGCCAUGCCUCAAGGCAAAGGCAAAGGGAAAGCGAAGACCAUGAAGUUGGAAGAUGCGCUAAGAGAAGUGUCGCUGGACGAUGACCGCAGCGUUGCCGAGAGCGAGCUGUAUUCGACAUUCUCGACAUCGACAAGACCCAGGACAUAUCAGGACCAGCAGGAUGUCCCAGACGACAUUGCCGGUUUCCAGCCCGACAUGGAUCCCCGCUUACGAGAAGUGUUAGAGGCACUGGAGGACGACGCCUACGUGGACGAGAACGAUGAGGAGGACCUAUUCGGCGCUCUAGCAAAAGAGGGUCGGUACGGGGAACUAGACUUAGCCGAAUUUGAAGCAAAUUUCGUGGACGAGGACGAGGAAGGCUGGGAGUCGGAUGCGACCGAAAAAGCACCUGAACAACCUGCCCAGUCCACAAUGUCCUCUGUUGCCCCCAUGCCUGCUGGUACAGAACCAAGGAAUGAAGAUGCGUCUCUGGAUGCCGAGGCUGCUGCAGCAGAAGACGGAGACUGGUUGAAAGAGUUCGCCAAGUUCAAGCGAGACCACACGAAGAAGAUCCAGCCCAGGACAGCGGAGUCUAUCAUCGCCGCUUCUGCUGCUGGCCGGGACCAAGCACCGUCAUUAUACACUCUGAAUGGCACGCUGCUGCGGCAGAAGAAGCGAAAGGGUGCCCUGACCAAUCCCAGCGCGUACUCCAUGACAUCUUCAUCUCUGGCUCGAACCGAUGGUCAGCAAUUGCUAGACGCACGCUUCGACCAGGUAGAAAAGAUGUACUCUCUGGACGAGGCUGAUGAAGGUGAUGAUAUGGAUGGUGGAAUGUCCUUAGCUUCGGGCAUGACAGGCCGCUCUAAAAUGUCGCAAAUGUCGCAACUGUCCACGACCAGUUUUGCCGAUGAAGGAGCUGUCCGAGGAGAUUGGGGCGGCAUGAUGGAUGAUUUCCUUGGUGACUGGAACAAAGCAAACCCGGGUGGAAAACGAAGAGGCGCAAAAGGCAAGCGUGGGAAAAAUGGGAACGAAAAAUAUGGUCUUCAACAACUUGAUGAAGUGCGAGCGGAACUGGGACCGGCAAGGAUACACCGGCGCACGACAGAGGCAUGAAAUGACAAGGCAUUGGAGUCCGAGGUCGGUUUUGUUGUGGCAUAUUCAAGAUACCCCAUCCUGCGAUAUAGAAUUGUUGUUUUGCAAGCGAACCCCUUCUCGAAACGCCUCAUGCAUGCAUCUGUAC
Exophiala xenobiotica is the source of this 1619-nucleotide messenger RNA. RefSeq lists its product as uncharacterized. The transcript is spliced from 2 exons. Bases 74 to 1492 code for a protein of 472 amino acids. The record is from RefSeq and is a predicted model, not a curated record. Gene Ontology annotation, biological process: ribosomal small subunit export from nucleus; ribosomal small subunit biogenesis. Gene Ontology annotation, cellular component: nucleus; cytosol; preribosome, small subunit precursor. NCBI's taxonomy places the organism in Eukaryota, Fungi, Ascomycota, Eurotiomycetes, Chaetothyriales, Herpotrichiellaceae.